Penicillium lagena is the source of this 1443-nucleotide messenger RNA. Its product is annotated as NACHT domain protein. NCBI's taxonomy places the organism in Eukaryota, Fungi, Ascomycota, Eurotiomycetes, Eurotiales, Aspergillaceae. The coding region runs from base 1 to 1443 and encodes 480 amino acids. Gene Ontology annotation, molecular function: ATP hydrolysis activity. The transcript has 2 exons. The record is from RefSeq and is a predicted model, not a curated record.
AUGGCAUCCGUCGACCCAAUACAAGAGGCCUUUACGCAAGCAAAACAAGCCUUUUAUAACAAGAUCAAAGACAGAGGCCAAUAUAAAGAGAUUUUGACAACAACUACAAUGGACGAUGUUUACAAAACGGCCACCAAGCUCCAGGAAGAAGUAUCGGCGAAGAAUAGGGGACUUCGAUAUUUGAAGAAGAUUGAACCUUUCCUAAGCCGCCUGAAGUCGUUUGAUUCAGUGAUCGACACGGGGGUUUCAGCGAAGCCUGAAGUGCUUGCCCUGAUAUGGGGCCCUCUCAAACUUUUAUUGAUCUGGUCAUGUGAACUGAACGCUGCGCGCGACAAGAUUGCCGAUACAUUAGUCAAAAUUGCAUACACUCUGCCACAGUUUGAUGUAGUGGUACAAGUGUUUGAGGAUUACGAGAUGGUUAAGACUGCAUUAGCCUUGGUCUAUGAAGAUAUUCUUGACUUUUACCGAGUCAGCUUUGAUUUCUUUCAUAUAAAAAUGUGGAAGGAACUGUUCAAACCUUUAUGGCCAAGCCAUGAAACAAAGAUCGAUCUGGUGAUUGAAAAUCUUAAGAAGCACUCCGAUCUAUUGAGAGAUGAGGUGACUGUUUUGGACAUCAAAGAAGCACGAGAGGCUCGGGCUCGGUCUUUUGAGCACUUUGAUAAAACGAAGACUUUUCAGGAACGUCAGAAAUUUGAAAUACUGAGAGCUCGCAUUCUUCCGAGCACAUAUGAUGGUCGACUUGACUGGCUACGCAAUAGGUCUGUUGCAGGUUGUGCAAAAUGGCUUUUCCGUGACAAGGAGUUUUGCGAAUGGCUUGAUUUCUCAAAGAAAACUGCGACAUGGUUCUGGCUACACGGUAUACCUGGUGCAGGAAAGACAUAUUUGUGUGCUGCAGUUCUAGACCACGUACGGAAGCAACAUCGAACGCUCUUCGCAUUCGUGAGCCACACGGAACCCAAAAGUCACAUGGCUAUUUCUCUUUUUCAUUCAUUUAUAUUCCAAGCCGCAGAUGAAGACGAUAAAUUUCAACAGCUUUUGCUUGAAUCGAAAGAGCGAGAACUUCGCGGUAACACAGCACAUGCUUCCGAACUGCUGAAAACUUUCCUCCAAACGAAUGGGCAUACUUAUAUCAUCAUUGAUGGAAUUGAUGAGAUGGAGGGAGGGGAGCGUCAUAUUCUUUUGCACCGUUUGAAUGAAUUGUCCAAAGACUGUGACGAUGUGCGAGUUCUUAUUUCCAGUCGAACAGAGGACGACAUUACUAGGUGGAUCGAACCAAAAGCUACCGGAAUUCGAGUCGACCAUAGGAAUUCAGGAAGCAUCCAAAAAUAUGUUGACCAGAGGUCUCAAACUUGGCUCGCCAAAUAUUAUCCCGACUCGAACGCGGACUCGGACAUUAACGGUCUCCUCUACCCCUUGUCGGCAAACGCCGAAGGUGAGCCCUAG